AUGUCGCUGCCUCCUGGAGGCUCUAAAGAAUCAACGGGUACCGAAGAUGAAGAUUCGUCAAGUGAAGAAGAAGCCGAUGCUGCAGAAGUGGAACCAGUCCAAGGGCAACCGUCAGAACACCCGGAUCAAAAACCGGCUGCUCAAAAGGAGACCGAGGCGGGCGCCGAAAUUUCCGCCUUAGUCAACUAUAUACAACCGGUUCAUUUUUCCAGUUUUGAAAACGCAGAAAAAAAAAAUCGCAGCUACGAAAUGUCGUCGUUUGACGAAAAGCAAGCCACUACGCUUUUAAAAGAGAAACCGAUCGAAUUCGUAAAUUACAACAAAUUCCAGCUGAGCAGAGUCUAUCCCGCGGGUACUCGAUUCGACUCCUCCAACUUCAUGCCGCAAGUCUUUUGGAAUGCGGGCUGCCAGUUGGUCGCGUUAAACUUUCAAACCUUGGAUUUAGCGAUGCAACUAAACUUGGGAAUAUUCGAAUACAAUUAUCGUACGGGUUAUUUACUAAAGCCGGAAUUUAUGCGUCGCAAAGAUAGAAGGUUGGAUCCGUUCGCGGAGUCGACCGUCGACGGUAUUAUAGCCGGUACCGUCAAAAUAUCUGUGAUAUCGGGUCAGUUUCUCACUGACAAAAGGGUCGGAACUUACGUAGAGGUGGACAUGUACGGUCUACCCGCCGAUACAGUUAGAAAGAAGUUUCGUACAAAAAUUAUACCCAAUAACGGGAUCAAUCCCUUGUACGAUGAAGAACCUUUCGUGUUCAAGAAAGUUGUGCUUCCCGAAUUAGCUUCCAUUCGUUUAGCCGCUUACGAGGAAUCGGGUAAACUCAUCGGUCAUCGGAUUCUUCCUGUCGUCGGGCUGUGUCCCGGUUAUCGUCACGUGAAUUUAAGAACUGAGCUAGGUCAGCCUUUACCGUUAUGCAGUUUGUUCCUUUUAAUAGUCGUUAAAGACUACGUUCCUGAUGGGUUAUCCGAUUUUGCCGAAGCUCUCGCAAACCCCAUUAAAUACCAAAGUGAUCUGGAAAAAAGGUCGCGGCAGUUAGCCGUUCUCACGGACGACAUGGAGGCGCCCACUGGUACUAAAGACGAGCAAAAAAAAGACGCGACCGCGAAAACGACGCAAGAAUUAACUAGCAACGGUAGUCCCUCGCCGCGCCCCACUUUAACUAGCGGCGUCGGUUCGUCCAUUGACUUAGUCACGGAGACCGACGUGCCCGUGACUAACGCCCCUCCAGUCUCUGCCACGUUGGUGGAGCAGAAUUCGAUUACAAAACCGCCCGAGAUACUGUGCGUCGAGGAAAUAGUAGCCGAACCUUUAGACAAAAUUUUAGAAAACAAAUUAGUUAAGGAAAAGAAAUUAGAGUUAGAAAAGAAAUUGGAGACGUUGAGAAAGAAACACGAGAAGAAGAAGGCGACCUUACAGUCACAAAAGUCCACGUCCGAAACGGGGGAGAAAAUCUCAAAAUUAAUGAAUAUAAAAUUGGUGAAGAGACUUUCAAGCAAAAACAUAGUAACCGGAGUUUUCUCGACAGAAUCUACUAGCGCAGAACCACUAACUAGCGUUGCAGACGGACCGGAGAGUAGCGCGAACGCGGAGCCCGAGCGACCCACGCUUCCGCGCAGCACGUCCGAACGUUUGCUCGCCGCCAAUCGUGAGUUCGUCACGCAGGAGAAGGAGCUGCGCGAGAAGUACCACGAGAUUAUAUAUAGCAUAGCGGAGAAAGUUAUGCGUACAUCUCAGGCGAAUCAGUUUAAACUGUUAAAGGUAGGUCGCGGCGGAACCGAGGUUACGGUAAGCAGAACCAUUAUGCGUAAUAGGCGUAUGUUGUCCCAAAGUAAAAGAAGUGAAAAAGUCCUUCUGCUAUUGACGGAAGACUACGGAGCCCAUUUGUGACCGUUCAUGGGCAAAAUUCAAACUAUUGAAACGCAACAUCGCAUAUUACAACCCUCCCAGUACACCCCGACGCUAGUAUCUGGUAAAAGUCUGGCUUGCUCAGUAUGCGAGAGGUUAGUUCAGAAGUUUUUUUACAAGCUAGGCUAGUUAUCCAAAAUUGAUCAAAAGCCAGUCCAGCUUGUAGUAUACUUAACCCCCAGGUUCUACGCUAACUUCACACUACAAGAACUCGGAAAAAGUCAACCCCCUCAACGUUUAAAAGUGACCACCCAAAUGACUAUUCCCUCUAAAACUAAACAAGAUCCCGCUUAAAUUUGAAAAGUUGCACGUGA
Photinus pyralis (common eastern firefly) is the source of this 2216-nucleotide messenger RNA. Its product is annotated as 1-phosphatidylinositol 4,5-bisphosphate phosphodiesterase classes I and II-like. The record is from RefSeq and is a predicted model, not a curated record. The transcript has 4 exons. Lineage: Eukaryota; Metazoa; Arthropoda; Insecta; Coleoptera; Lampyridae. Gene Ontology annotation, biological process: lipid metabolic process; phosphatidylinositol-mediated signaling. The coding region runs from base 1 to 1884 and encodes 627 amino acids. Gene Ontology annotation, molecular function: phosphatidylinositol-4,5-bisphosphate phospholipase C activity.